Messenger RNA from Cladocopium goreaui, 2064 nucleotides. Lineage: Eukaryota; Dinophyceae; Suessiales; Symbiodiniaceae. The record is from the annotation of a GenBank genome assembly.
AUGUCAGAGACAGCGGAAGCAGCGACCGAUCCUACUUCGGCUUCGAGUUUCCCACCAAGUUCACUGCCAUGGGGGCAGAUUCCAAAGUUCGACCCUGCUCAUACUGAUCUUCGAGUUUACAGUCAAAAGAUGCAGACAGACACCGAGGAUCGAUACGAUCUGUUUGAGAGGGCAUUGUACAUGGUGGCCCAGAAGCAAGAUGAAACAAAUGAUUCCUACCUUGCUCGCCAUGACAUUGCCUUCGAGGACCUCUUGGCGAAGUCGAUCUCAAUCAAUGAUGUGAGGGCCUAUGUGCUGAUCAGACAGUCUGCACUGAGCUCGGAGGAUCGGAAAAAGAUCAUCAUGGACAAUGGAGGCCAGUUGACAUAUGACUCAGCUCGGAAGAGCCUUCGUCUCCUUGGGUCACGGUUCUUUCAGGACUUGCAGGGCAAUCGCAAUGCUCAGGGGAAGAAGACCCAUGAUGCUUAUGCUGCCGAAGAUGAGGAACACGUGCACUUCUCUGCUCCCGAUGGAGAGGCCAUGGACAUCGACGAGGAGGGGAUCUUUCAGCUGAUGGCCGAACAAGGGGAUGAGGACGCCGUUUUCAUGGGCGAUUUCGAAGAUCAAGUGGUGGAAGCAGUUCAGGACAGUCCAGAACUAGCAGCCAUCUUCGUAUCAUACCAAGAGGCACGAGCAAGAGUCCGUGAACGAGCUCGAGCCAGGGGCUUCUGGCCGGUGAAAGGCCGUGGAAAGAAGGGGUCCAAGAAGGGCAAGGGCACUGGUGGUGGAGUCAACACCUUCUCCUUUGCCGGCAAGAGAAGGUCGUUGGCUGACAGGAUAGCAAAUUCAACGUGCAGGAUUUGCGGCCAACCUGGCCACUGGAAGCGAGAGUGCCCUCAGAGAGUCGAAGGUCGCAAGCCCGAGACGAUCAACAUGAUGGUCGAGCAGGAGCACAUGGAAGAGUCGAACAUGGUCGAGGUCGUCGAUCAUCUCCCCGAGAAUGCGACGUCUUGGCAGGAGAAUGGGGUUCAAAAAGGACAUGGGAAACAAACAAGUCAUGGUAGGGUGUUUGAUUGUUUUGGUUGUUUUCGGGAGUGUGACAUGGGCACCAAGGGUUUUUCUGGAUUGCUCCAAAACAAACUCAUGUCCUGUUGUGGGAAGCAUGGAAUACAUGUGGUGGCCCCUUGCACUAGUGAGUCUCAGCGAUGCGAUGAGUCGUUCAAUUCAUGGCACACCGAUGUCACUGGUGAGCCGGAUCCGCCCGACGGUGAAAAAGUCACCGAAGUUUUCCAAAUUGAAGAGGAGUGCCAUGAGGCCAUUUUGGACACUGGAGCCAGCCGUGCUGUCAUCGGGUCUCAGCGCCUGGAUGGUUUGAUCAAGUCUUGUGGUAUUGAAGGGGAAAUCAAAAGGGAAAAGAAAAUUUGGGCACUAGCCAUGAGUCACAGCCAGGGUUACCUCGACGAGGCCUUGACGGUCGAGGUAGAUCCGAACCUAAGGGGAAGUCACCAGUUCCCAGAGUCAGUUCCGGCGACGCUCACGCGACCGCCGGACAUCACCUCACUACGCCAGUGGGGUCAGUUGAAGAUCCCAUCCGGAAAGCAUGCAGGGAAGACAUUUUCGGAGGCCCAUCAAGAUUUGGGUUACCGUCACCAGGUGUGGAAUCGUCGUGCAGUCGCAAGCUGGCUGCGCAGUUUUCAGAUGUACCGCAGAAUGGUUCAACACAUGAUGCCCGACGAGACUGCCAUGUCGUCCACGCAGGUGAUCACCGAGCCCAUGAUGAAUCAGGCUCCCCAACCAAAAAAGGCGGCCAAGCCCAUCGCCAAGGUCAAGGAGACCAUGAACAAAACCCAUCCACCGACGACGAUGGUCGAGUGGGUCGAAGUCGAGAAAUCCAAUCAGGUGGCACCCAGUCAGGGCCGAGUGAACAAGCGGGGAAGCAACACAGCUUCAUCGACCCGUAUGAGCACCGAGGCCGACCCAGAGAAGAUUCAGAAGCUGCGGACCCAGAUUGCCAUUCUCGAAAGAGAGCUGGCAAACGAGCUCCAGAUCCCCGACGACAGCAGCGACGAGAAGACACAGAAAUGA